GUCCGUUAGGCUUAACUCUUCUGCAUUUCCGUUUAUGAGAUGCCAACUCAAGCUGGAAUAUGUGUGAAGAUACGACUUGCCGUUAGUAAGCCCAACAAUCUGUUCAGUUAUUUAUUAUCAUUCUUCUUUUCGUAAGAACUUUCUCUUUUUAAAUCUUUAAUGCUGUGAAGCUGUACAAUCAAGUUUUAAAAUAUGGAUGUACCAUCUGAGUACAGAGCUUCAAAACCAAGCCAAAAAAGACGACCAAAGGGAACAAAAGCAGCUGCUACUGCUGCACCGCCACCACAGCCAUCUCCUUAUUUUAAUGACUUUGCAGCACAGAAUCAGCAGCAGUAUAUGUCAAAUCUUGGGCAACCCGAUAUGUUUUAUGGCGGACAGGGAUAUGGGCCAUCAGGAUAUGGAGGUACACAGUUUCCGGGGCAGCAACUGUUAAAUGAUCCAGUGGCCAAUAUGGCAAUGCAGUACGGCCAGUCUUUAGCUGGACAAGGAAAAGAUUUAGUACAAAAAAAUUUAGAAAACUAUGUUACUUCUUCCAAACUCAAAUACUAUUUUGCUGUAGAUACAGCGUAUGUUGGAAAAAAACUUGGUUUAUUAUUUUUUCCUUAUACCCAUUCUGACUGGUCAAUACAUUAUAAUCAGGAUGAACCUGUUGCUCCAAGAUAUGAAAUAAAUGCUCCUGACCUGUACAUCCCAGUGAUGGCAUUUGUAACCUAUAUAUUGGUUGCUGGUAUGGUAUUAGGAACACAAGGAAGAUUUACACCUGAGCAGCUGGGUGCACAAGCAAGCUCUGCCUUAGUAUGGUUAAUAAUUGAGAUGGUUGGAUUUACCUUGAGUUUAUACAUCCUAAACUUAAAUACAGACCUAAAGUAUCUUGACAUUAUAGCUUACUGUGGAUACAAGUUUGUUGGAAUGAACUGUAGUUUACUUGCUGGAGUGGCAUCAAACACAACAGUGUACUACUUUGUCUUGUUGUGGUUUUGUAUUUCACUGGUGUUCUUUCUGAUGCGCACUUUGAGGGUUCAAGUGAUGCCUCACCAAACUGAUGAUGGUUUUACAAAGGGGGCUAAACGGAGUCUGUAUCUUAUUCUAUCUGUUUCAUUGGCUCAACCACUUUUGAUGUGGUGGCUCACAAGUUAUGUCAUGAUCUUCAAAUGAAGCUGUUUAUUUAUAAAGCUGGUUUAGUCAAAAACCUAAAGAUAAUUACUGGGAAUAUUUGUAGUAAGUAAACUAGGGACAAUUUACAGAUUUGCUGAAUGUGGCACUUAAUUUAGAGAUAAAUAAAUUAUGUUCUUUAUAAUAGUUCAAAUAUAUCUGAUCAGAAUUGUAAAGAGCUGAGAAAAUUGAGAUUCUGCUAUUCCAAUGUUGUUCAUCUCAAAAGCAGAAUUAAUUGUAUAUUUGGAGUUUACUUUUUAAACAGCAACAAACGAACAAGAAACUGUUACAACCAACACCAGCUCUGCUAAUGGCUACACAUAAGUUACUGAACCUUAGUUGAAAAACUUUUUAAAGCUGUAAAAAUUUGCUGAAAAUGUCAUUUUUUGCAUGCAAAAUGAUUUAUAUGCUAAUAAUGCAUUAUCUUAACUCACUGUCAGUAAAUUUUGUGGCCUUUUUUUAACCAUUUAAAUUGGUGUACUGUAAAAUAAACAUUCACUCUAUAAACUCAG
This is a messenger RNA of Physella acuta, 1664 nucleotides long. Its product is annotated as protein YIF1B-B. Gene Ontology annotation, biological process: endoplasmic reticulum to Golgi vesicle-mediated transport. Gene Ontology annotation, cellular component: Golgi membrane; COPII-coated ER to Golgi transport vesicle; endoplasmic reticulum-Golgi intermediate compartment. Lineage: Eukaryota; Metazoa; Mollusca; Gastropoda; Physidae. The record is from RefSeq and is a predicted model, not a curated record.